Dictyostelium purpureum is the source of this 2223-nucleotide messenger RNA. RefSeq lists its product as uncharacterized. The transcript is spliced from 6 exons. The record is from RefSeq and is a predicted model, not a curated record. Lineage: Eukaryota; Evosea; Eumycetozoa; Dictyosteliales; Dictyosteliaceae. Gene Ontology annotation, biological process: pinocytosis. Gene Ontology annotation, cellular component: phagocytic vesicle; plasma membrane. Bases 1 to 2223 code for a protein of 740 amino acids.
AUGAAUAAAAUAAAUUAUUUUUCAUUAUUUUGUAUUUUUAUUGUAUCAAUUUUUCAAAUUGGUAAUGCCGCUUUGGUUGAUCCAAAUGAAAUAGUUCAAGCAAAUAAAUUAAUGGAUUUAAUGAAAAUAGCCCAGGGUCCUAGCUACGACCCAUGUUAUCAAUUUGGUUGCGAUAGUAAUAAAGGAUAUAUCAUUAAUAUUGAUCUCAGCAGCUUCCCAAAUUGGGCAUUUAGUUUAGAAGAUGUUGAUUUUAGUGUAUUUUCUCACCUUGAAAUAUUAAAAUUAGGCAAAUAUGCAUUUGGACACUCUAAUAUUUUAACUCAAAUCUCUGGUUUAAACAGCUUAAAAACCAUCCAAACUUAUACCCUUAUAGAAAGUGCCAAUGUUAAUUUACCAAGUACUUUAACAACAAUCGAUUUUCAAAACUUUAAAGGUGUCUUUUAUGCUAAAUGGGUUUCUUCAAAAGUUACAACUCUUAGAGUUUUUAACGUUAUUGAUUUUUCUUUAAGUGGUAUUUUCAGCACAAACUCAAAUCUUUACGACAUUAAAUUCCCACUCCCACCAAGUGGUUUUCCAUCACUCGAUACUAUCUUCCCAAGUAUUACUUCAAUGAUUAUCUAUUGGUCAGAAACAACAUACAAUGGUAAUAUUGUUCCAGCAAGCUAUAUGGGUUCAUUUAGUUUCGAAAGUCUUACAACUUUAAGCUUCCAAUUUUCAGAAAACUUUACCACUACACUUACCAAACCAAUUUAUUUCCCAGACUUUUCAAAACUCACAAAAUUACAUUUUUUCUCUGUUUAUGGUGAUAAUUUUGUUUUCAAUCAAGGUCAAGUAUUAGAUUUAAGUCAAAAUCAAAAAGGAAAAUUACAAUUCAUUGUAGCAAACAGUCAAAUCACUUACAAAAAUUGUUCAGAUUGCAUUAGAUUACCAGAAGAUACUGAUUGCGAUAUAGCCUAUGUCAAUACAAGAAUCGAUUAUAUUGAUUUAAGAAAUUGUAAUAAAAUUCAAUUAACUAACAUCGAGCCAAUUCAAGAACCUACAUUCAAUGGUUUUGAUUUCAAUAGACUCGUUUCUGUUGAUAUUGCUGGUACUAAAUUAUCAGGUGCCCUCCCAGAUGAAUUAUGUAAAGUACCAUUUUCAGGUGUUAACAUCAAAUCUAACUUAUUUACACAACCACCAUCAUGUUAUGUUUGUACCACUGAUAUCUUAAUCAGAAACAACAUUAUUCCAAAUCAAUUUCCAGACUUUACUAUAAUAUCUCCAGCAUCAUGUCCAAAUUUCAAAAUUGAUCAACCAAACAACAGCAUUUACUCUGUUGAAACCGCUGGUGAUAUUAUUUACAUUACCGGUCAUGAUUUAGGUUUUGAUGUUACAAUCACUGGAGAUACUAUUAACAGUGGCUUUGAUAUUCUUAACAAUAGAAUUAAAAUCUUCACCCAACCAUUCUUUGGUGGUAAUCGUGAAGAUAACAAACAAGUAGAUAUAACAUUCUUUAAUCAUCAAACAUUAACCAUUAAAUAUCACUAUGCUGCACCAUCUAUCUCAUCAUACCUUUAUAUUCCCCAAAAUCAAUCCAUCUUUUUCAUUGGAUCCGGUUUUGACUAUACAAGCACCGACAACCAAGCCAACAUUUCUAAUGUUUUAUACAGUUUACCAGCAUAUUUAACAGGUGCACCACAUUUAGUCUUUGAUAACAGUGAACCUACCAUUGCCGAGGGCCAAACAUUUACAAUUAGUGUAAAGAUUGGUGGUCAAACUUCAAAUGUUUCUACUUUUACAUUUAAAUCUAAAAACAUUAUUGUUACAACUGAAAAUAUUAUUGUUACCAACAAUGGUUCAACUGUUACCGUUCAAGGUGAAUUUGUUAAAGCCGACAUCUCAAAAGUUCAAUUAUUAAUUGGUGACGUUUCAUGCUCGAUCGUAUCACUCACUGCCGACUCUCUUACUUUUAAAUAUCCAACUACAAAAGACACAGGUGUUGUUAAUUUUAUUUUAAUUAUUGAUGGCCAAAUAUAUGGCGGCACUGCUACCAUUCAAAAUGUUCUUCCACCAUUCGAAGUUCCUUCAUCAUCAUCAUCAUCAUCAUCAUCACCAUCAGAUAGCAGCAAACAUUCAUCAGUAGAUGACUCAUCCGUCGAUGAAAGUGAAAGUGUCAAUUCAUCAUUAAAAUUAAACUUUUCAAUUGGUUUAGUUUUAUGUUUCUUAAUUUCAACUUUAAUUUAA